Spinacia oleracea (spinach) is the source of this 2187-nucleotide messenger RNA. Its product is annotated as probable LRR receptor-like serine/threonine-protein kinase At3g47570. Gene Ontology annotation, molecular function: ATP binding; protein kinase activity. Gene Ontology annotation, biological process: protein phosphorylation. The record is from RefSeq and is a predicted model, not a curated record. The transcript has 3 exons. NCBI's taxonomy places the organism in Eukaryota, Viridiplantae, Streptophyta, Magnoliopsida, Caryophyllales, Amaranthaceae. Bases 892 to 1899 code for a protein of 335 amino acids. Gene Ontology annotation, cellular component: membrane.
CAUUGUUGAUAAAUAUCACCUCACAAAAACAAACACAAAACCAAAAGCCUACAAAAUGAAGCCACAAAGCCCUUUGUUUGUCAUAGCCUCAUCCCUUUCCUUGUUAAUUGUUGUAUUAUUAGCAAUGAAAUGCUUAAAAACAGUUGAUUCCCUCACUAACAUUCAUUAUCGAGGGAAUGAAACCGAUUACAUGGCAUUGUUGGCCAUUAAGAGUCAAUAUAGGAUUAUGACAUCAUUAACUUAUAUUUAUUAUUUCUUCUCCAAGAAGUUUGUUAGAAGGUAGUUAGUUAGUUAGUCAAGUUGUUAGAAUAGUUGCUGACUCACUGUGUAUAUAAACACUAGCUCCUCUUAUUUUUCAUUUGAUUGAUUCUGUUUUGAUUAAUGAGAAUGAGUUCUCCUCUCUCUUGAAUCAAUUUCUGUUUCUCAAAUUCCAAAUUCUAUAACCUACAACGACUAAUGUUUACCGCUAAUAAUCUAGUAGGUGACAUCCACCCAAUAAUAAGUACGCUUAUUAAUUGCAGUAAAUUGAAAGAAUUAGACUUAGGAAGUAAUUACUUUACAGGAAUAUUACCCAAAUUUGUAGCCAAUCUUUCAACCAAUUUACGUUGGCUUUCGCCUCAUUGAAAAACCUUUUGCAUAUUGAUCUUUCCAACAACAAUCUUUCUGGACCUGUUCCAACCAAAGGAGUUUUCUUAAAUGCAAGUGCGAUAUUUCUUUUCGGCAAUAGUAGACUUUGUGGAGGAAUCCCUCAGCUAGAUUUCCCAAGAUGUGAGGAGAAACAAACGAAGAAAAGAAGAAUUUCUCAUGCUCUCAAGUUGAAAAUUAUGAUAAUUUGUGCAAUUGUUGGGGUACUCGCCAUUGCCACAUGCAUAUGGUUGUACAUAAGAGGUCAUGCAAAGAAAAAAGAGUCUAUUUCACCGUCAAACGCACUACAACAUGCUACUCAAAGCAACUGAUGGGUUUUCUUCAAGAAAUCUACUUGGUUCGGGUUCUUUUGGUUCUGUGUAUAAAGGAAUGUUGGACGGGAAGAUGAUUGCCGUAAAAGUACUCAACUUGCAACAACGAGGUGGGUCUAAGAGUUUCAUGGCAGAGUGUGAGACGUUGAAGAAUAUUCGCCAUCGAAAUCUGGUUGGGAUACUAACUGCUUGCUCAAGUAUAGAUUUCCAAAGAAACGAGUUUAAAGCUCUUGUUUAUGAGUACAUGCCCAAUGGAAAUGUUGAGAGAUGGUUAUAUGACGAUAGAAAUCUAAGCCUUCUUCAAAGGUUGGAUUUAGCCAUUGAUGUGGCUCAUGCACUCAAUUAUCUCCAUCACGAGUGUGGUAACCUGAUUGUGCACUGCGAUCUUAAACCAAGCAACAUAUUGUUGGAUAAUGACAUGGUUGCCCGUGUAGCUGACUUUGGGUUAUCAAAGGUUCUUUCUCAGCCUCUACACCCAAAUCAAAGCAGUUCAAUUGGUGUUAGAGGAACUAUUGGCUAUGUUGCUCCAGAGUACGGAGUGGGAAGUGGAGCCUCUCCUGAGGCCGAUAUUUACAGUUACGGAAUCCUACUGCUUGAACUCGUGACAAGAAGAAGACCUACCGAUUAUAUGUUCAAGGAAGGUUUCAACCUCCAUAUGUAUGCAAAGGCUGCAUUGCCUGAUCAAGUGUUGCAAAUUGUUGACUCAACACUUAUGGAGGAUGAAAGUGACGACGAAGCUGGCGAAAUGGAGCCAAGGACUCAACAAGCAAUGCUUCAAAAAAGAGAGGAGUGCAUGAUGUUAAUGGUAAAGAUUAGAGUUGCUUGCUCAAGUCAUUUGCCACACGAACGAAUGAAGAUAAAUGAAGCUUUGAGUGUGCUACUAAAAGCUAAAAACAUGCUUUGUAGUCCCAGACAUCGGGGUAACUUUCCAAGGGGAGCAUGAUGGAAUUGAGCACUACGCAAGAUAACAAAGGGUGUUGAGGACACAAAUGGAAUUGAGCAUUACUCCAGACUCUACCCAAAGUAUUAUGUUAGUUUUCAGCAACAGUGCAUAGAGCUCACUCAAAGCUUUCAUGUAGCUCUAUAUCAUAUUUUUAACAUUACCUUAUGUAAUUCAAAGUAUUAUUUAUUGCAACUAAAAAAUAAGGCAAAAUUCUACAAUUGUUGUGAUUGAAAAAUAAGCCGAGAUUUUACAAUUUAAACUUUGAAAAGUCAAAUUAAUGUUGCGUUU